Molecule: messenger RNA, 6297 nt
Organism: Podarcis raffonei (Aeolian wall lizard)
Lineage: Eukaryota; Metazoa; Chordata; Lepidosauria; Squamata; Lacertidae
Gene: LTBP1
Product: latent transforming growth factor beta binding protein 1
Exons: 31
Coding region: 563-5449 (1628 amino acids)
Molecular function (GO): calcium ion binding
Source: RefSeq, a predicted model, not a curated record
GCGCAGAUCUGACACUCAAGGGGAGCCGCACACCCGUAGAAACUUUUUAAAAAGACUCUUCCCCCCUCCUUCCUCAGCCUGAACUGCUUUAAAGCUUAUUUCUUAGCCAUGCGUUUAGACCACUAGCAAACUCCGGCAGCCGAAAUAGCUUUUCCUUGGAGAGGAGAGGGGGAAAGAGAGAGAAAACCCCACCAGAAAACACCCUUCUGCCGCUCCUCCUCCUGCCUGGAGCCGAGGUCUCCCCACACCCCACCGAGCUUCCUCUCCCUUAACAAUGUUUUCUUACUCCGUGCAACAACUUUUUCCCCUGGAGUUGCUCACAUGGUGAAAGAGAGCCCUGGACGGCGGCUGAUGCGAGAGAGGAGCUAAAGCUCUUUCCGCCCCCCUUUUUUGUUUUCUUUUCAGGAUAAAAGGGAAGAAGGAGCCACACUCCAGGAGCGACGGAAUUGCAGACAAUCUUUUUUUUCCCCCACCUCCUUUGCAAAACCAGGAACUUUGUGCGUUUCUUUUGUCUGCAACGAGGGUUUGCGGAGUUCUCGUGGCUGCGGGGAGUUUCUUGGAAAUGGCUUGGAUCAGGUGGGGUUUUCUGCUGUGCGCCUGUGUCUUUUUGUCCCCGGCCCUCGACGCUUCCGAGAAGCCGAAGCGGAGGACGAUCACCUAUGUGCUGCCGGGCACGUCGGGCAGCCGCCGGCAGAGCGGCGGGCAGCAGCAGCAGCACCAGCGCGCGUUCAGUGUGGAGGUGCUGAACACGCGUUACAGCAGCACGCGGCGGAGUAGCAGCAGCAGCACCUUGGAGCGGACUCGCCGGAUGAGCAAAGCCCGCGGCCCCAGCGUGCAGCUCCGCUUGGGCCCCAGCGUGCAACUCCAGCACAAGCCUAGCAGCAGCAGCAGCGUCCCGGCGCCGCCCGCUGCCUCUUCCACAUUCAGCAAAGCGGGCAAGCUGGUCGCGCGCUCCAAGCUCCAGCAGCGCCAGAGCAACAGCACCUCCAGCGUGCAGGUUCACUCCAAGCCCCAUCUGCAGCAGCUGCAGGGGGUGAAUGUCUGUGGAGGGCAGUGCUGUCAUGGCUGGAGCAAAGCUCCUGGCUCUCAGAGGUGCACCAAACCUAACUGCUCACCACCAUGCCAAAAUGGAGGGAUGUGUCUGCGACCACAGCUUUGUGUGUGUAAACCUGGGACAAAAGGCAGCACUUGUGAGGAUGCUAGUAAGCAAGAAACUGCUUCUCCUGGAGGACCAGGCCCUGUGACUCCACCAUGGCCUAUUCCUCAGCGGUCUGUUCAGCAGACCUUUUCAAAGAAGGUUCAGGUCCAACAAAAGGUCAACCCCAUGGCUCAGAUGACUUUUACACUAAAGCAGAAACCCUCCGGAUUACCACAGCAGAUGCAAUCACAAAUGAUGCCACUUUCAUCCCAGACUUUGAUGAUGAAUGUACAUCAUGGCCCAAAACAGGAAUAUGUUAUCAAGCCCAAGUACUCCACAACAAAGAAAGUGAUUUCAGGAGAACAGUCUACAGAGAGUUCAUUGCCUCUAAGGAUAAACCAGGAUCAGCUUGCCUCACCUUUUCAGUUGGGAAAUCACACGGGACGCAUCAAGGUGGUCUUUACACCCAGCAUCUGUAAAGUGACUUGUAAAAAAGGCACCUGUCAGAACAGCUGCGAGAAAGGGAACACCACGACUCUGAUUAGUGAAAAUGGGCAUGCUGCUGACACCUUGACAGCACCCAACUUCCGAGUAGUUAUUUGCCACCUUCCUUGCAUGAAUGGAGGCCAGUGUAGUUCAAGAGAUAAGUGCCAGUGCCCCCCUAAUUACACUGGUAAACUUUGUCAGAUCCCAGUGCAGAGUGGCAGCACUCCAAAAUUUUAUCAUAAUCCUCAGCAAGCAAACAAGGCGGUGGGAUCGCAUGUCAUCCAUUCCACGCAUACUUUACCACUGACUAUGCCUGGGCAGCAAGGAGUAAAAGUGAAAUUUCCUCCUAACAUUGUGAACAUCCAUGUGAAACAUCCCCCCGAAGCUUCAGUGCACUUUCACCAGGUUUCAAGGAUUGAUAGCACAUCAACAGGACAGAAGGCAAAACCAUCCCAAUCAGGACACUCCCAGGUUUCUUAUCAAAGUCUACCAUUUCAGAAGACCCAGAAAGUGCCUUCAACCUACUCUCACCAGCACCCUAUUUCGCAUGUGUAUCCUAUUUCUGCUAAAACCCAGCUUGGGCGAUGCUUUCAGGAGACUAUAGGGACACAGUGUGGUAAAGCACUCCCUGGUCUCUCAAAGCAAGAAGAUUGCUGUGGGACUGUGGGUACUUCCUGGGGCUUUAACAAAUGCCAAAAAUGUCCAAAGAAACCAGCUUACCCUGGAUAUAGCCAAGUGGUGGAUUGUCCACAAGGUUACAAAAGAAUUAAUGCUACUUUUUGUCAAGACAUUAAUGAAUGCCAGCUCCAAGGGGUAUGCCCGAAUGGUGAGUGUUUGAAUACCAUGGGCAGCUAUAGGUGUGCCUGCAAAAUUGGAUUUGUGCCAGACCCUACGCUUUCCAGAUGCAUCCCUGAUAAUCCCAUGGUCACUGAAGAGAAAGGGCCCUGCUACCGGUUUGUCAGUGCAGGAAAGCAGUGUAUGCACCCUCUCUCUGUUCAGCUCAGCAAGCAGCUCUGCUGUUGCAGUGUUGGCAAGGCCUGGGGCCCCCACUGUGAGAAAUGUCCCCUUCCAGGAACAGCUGCUUUUAAGGAAAUCUGCCCUGGUGGAAUGGGCUAUACGGUUUCUGGCUCUCACAGAAACAAGCUUUAUCAUCACCCUGCAGUUAGAGUUCAGCCACCUGUCAUUGGCAAGACCCAGAUUACUCAUCAUGUUGCUAAAGGUACUUCUCCUCCACCUCUCCCAGCAAAGGAAGAGCCGGUGGAGGCACUGACCAUCUCACAGAAAAGUGAGCCCGAGGUGGCUGUGCGAGAAGUAGUAGUUGAAAAAACCUCUCCUCCUGUGCCUGUAGAAGUUGGCCCAGAUGUGUCUACUUCAAGUGCUAGUCAAGUAAUAGCACCGACUCAAGUUACAGAAAUCAACGAGUGCACAGUGAACCCAGAUAUUUGUGGAGCAGGACAUUGUGUUAAUUUGCCUGUGGGAUACACCUGUUUCUGCAAUGAUGGAUACAAGCUUAAUGAUCAACAAACAAAAUGUUCUGAUAUUAAUGAAUGUACUCAGGCUCCCCAUCUCUGCUCCCUUGGGCGUUGUGAAAAUACAGAAGGAAGCUUCCUAUGCAUUUGCCAGGCAGGGUUCAUGGCCAGUGAACAAGGAACAGACUGUGUUGAUGUUGAUGAAUGUUCUGGAUCUCACACCUGUGGGGAAGGACGCUGUAUAAAUACCAUUGGUUCAUACAUAUGUGCUUGUGACACUGGAUUCCGUAUGAACAGGAGAGGCCAGUGUGAAGAUAUUGAUGAAUGCACAAUUCCACACACUUGUUCAGAUGCAGAGUGCAUUAACAGUCCUGGUUCUUACCAAUGUGUCCCUUGCAGAGAUGGAUUCAGAGGCUGGAACGGGAAAUGCUAUGAUAUAAAUGAAUGUCAAUAUAGCAGUCUCUGCACAAAUGGCCAGUGUGAAAACUUGGAAGGCUCUUUCAGAUGUCUUUGUAGCCAAGGUUAUCAACUGUCCCCUGCCAGAGAUCAGUGUGAAGAUGUAGAUGAAUGUGAACGGCAGCAGCUUUGCACAAAUGGUCAAUGCAGAAACAUCGCUGGAUCGUACAGAUGCAUUUGUGGCCAAGGCUACCAGCUGACACCUACAAAAGACCAUUGUGAAGAUAUUGAUGAAUGCCAAGAAGACAGCGAUGUUUGCCGUGGAGGGAACUGCAUUAAUACCAAAGGUUCUUAUGAGUGCACUUGCCCAGAUGGCUUCCAGCUGCUUCCCUCCAGGGGUUGUCAAGAUAUCAAUGAAUGUGCAGCAUCCAAUCUCUGUUUACCUCAUGGGCAAUGCCUCAAUACAUUGGGCUCUUUCCAGUGCGUUUGUGAGCAGGGUUUUACUAUUUCUAGAGAUGGCCAAACAUGUGAAGAUGUGGAUGAAUGCGCCAACAGCACUGUGUGUGGAAGUCAUGGGUUCUGCGACAAUUCACCCGGGUCCUUCCGCUGCCUUUGUUAUCAGGGUUACCAGUAUCUACAGGAUGGACAAGAGUGUGUGGAUGUGAAUGAAUGUGAAAUGCUGAGUGGAGUAUGCGGGGAAGCCCUCUGUGAAAAUGUGGAAGGCUCCUUCCUAUGUCUGUGUUCCGAUGAAAACCAGGAGUAUGACCCAAUGACCGGACAGUGUCGCUUCCGUUCCUCGCCAGAUUUACCAGUAGAUACAAAAGAAAUGGCAGAUGAAAAGAAGGAAUGCUACUACAAUCUAAAUGAUGCAAAUUUUUGCGAUAAUGUACUAACAUCCAAUGUUACGAAACAAGAAUGCUGCUGUACUUUGGGUGCCGGCUGGGGUGAUAACUGUGAAAUAUUCCCAUGUCCUGUGCUUGGAAGUCCUGAGUUUACUGAACUGUGCCCUGAAGGGAAAGGAUACAUACCCUCUGAAGAUUCAUCUUAUGGAGCUGUUACACAGGACUACAAAGAUGCUGAUGAAUGUCAGCUCUUUGGGCAAGAAAUAUGUAAGAACGGCUUCUGUUUAAACACACAGCCAGGCUAUGAGUGUUACUGCAAACAAGGCACAUACUAUGAUCCUGUAAAACUUCAGUGCUUUGAUACGGAUGAAUGUCAAGACCCCAACAGUUGCAUCGAUGGCCAGUGCGUCAACACUGAAGGAUCUUACAGCUGUUUCUGUACACACCCAAUGGUUCUGGAUUCCACAGAAAAGCGAUGCAUCAGACCAGCAGAGUCUAGCGAACAAACUGAAGAAACGGAUGUCUACCAGGAUCUUUGCUGGCAACAUCUGAGUGAUGAUUUUGUUUGUAGCCGGCCUCUUGUUGGAAAGCAAACCACUUACACGGAGUGCUGUUGUUUAUAUGGGGAGGCGUGGGGCAUGCAGUGUGCCCUGUGCCCCAUGAAGGACUCAGACGAUUAUGCCCAAUUGUGCAACAUUCCAGUGCCAGGAUCUCGGAGGCCGUAUGGGCAAGAUGCAUUGACUGACUUUGAGGAGGAACAGUAUACUCCGGAAACUGAUCCAUACUUUGUGGAAGACCGUUUCCGGAACAGCUUUGAGGAGUUACAGGCAGAAGAAUGUGGCAUUCUGAAUGGAUGUGAAAAUGGACGCUGCGUGAGGGUGCAGGAAGGAUAUACCUGUGACUGUUUUGAUGGUUACCAUUUGGACAUGGCCAAAAUGACAUGUGUUGAUGUGAAUGAAUGCAAUGAACUGAACAAUAGGAUGUCUCUCUGCAAGAAUGCCAAGUGCAUUAACACAGAAGGCUCGUACAAGUGUUUGUGUCUCCCAGGCUAUGUCCCAUCAGACCAAGCCAAUUACUGCACACCCCUGAACUCGGACACAGAGAGUGAACUGGAGUAAGAGAAGCAGCAGCUGGCGUGUAACUUUAAGCCCAUAUACUCUGCACUGUAAAAAGAAAAGAAAAGAAGCGUAUUUAACUUGAGUUAAGGACGCUACUCAUCCAGAUGUUGGCUGUGUGUGGAAAACAAGCAAUAAAACGUGUCUUCUUAAAAGUGAAAGGUGAUGGUUCAAUAUACAUCAUCUUCACUAAAGCAACAGACCAAAUGGACACAUUUCUCUGUAUGGAAGAAGCAAUUAAGUAUAUAGUGUGUUCAUAAAUAAAAUUCACAGAAAAAAGCAAAAUAUGCUGUUAUUUUGAACAGAAGGGUGGUAUUGUGUUGUUUUUUACUAUUGCUUGGUUUAUUUGGCAUUUAACUAGUUGUGAAAAUAUUUUAUAGUCCUUUUUUUAUUUAGCAGUUCUUUGCCUACUGUUCCUUUGGAAGCUUUCCCCUUUUGAUCCAGUAUUGCAAUAUAAGCAAUUUUCUAAUGGUUAUACACAAAAUAAUGCUCGUCUUUGUCUGGAACAUUGGCCAGUGACUUUUUAAAAUUACUAUAAAUGUCUGCCCUGUGGAGCAGACACUGUUUUUUUAAAAAAUAAUGUACACUUCAUGGAGAUAAAUCCAUUGUAUUCAUUUUGUAUUCCAUGUGGCCUUUUACUGCACUUAACAUGCCUUAGAACCUGCCUUGCCAAGUUUCAAAGCUGCUAGAGGACGACCAUUGAAUAUCUUUUGUACUCUGUAACAAAAGAUCUAAGCUCCUGUUUGUAUUGUAAUGUGUAAAUUAAACACAGAUCUUGUAUUGGUUACCCUAACAUAUUAAAGCUGUAUAUUAAAACUCAAUAAAAUCUACAGUUUUUUAGAAAAAUUGAA